Messenger RNA from Paramecium pentaurelia, 1416 nucleotides. The record is from the annotation of a GenBank genome assembly. NCBI's taxonomy places the organism in Eukaryota, Ciliophora, Oligohymenophorea, Peniculida, Parameciidae.
AUGAACAAUAAAGGCAUGUUUAAGCAUAGAGACAUCAAUACUUUUUUAGUUAACCAUCCACAUGUAGAAAAACAAAAGAAAAAACCAUUUGAAUAUUUGAAUCUGUCUUAUUCUAAGUAAUUUGAUUAUUCACCAAAAUAACCUUACUCAACUAAAGCUAAUGAAAUCUAAUACAAAAGCCAAUAAGAACCUUCAUUUCUAAGACAAAACACUCUACCUAAUUAUGAACCAACAAAAUGUUCUAGCUUAAAAAAUGGUAUCAUUAAAGCUUAUGCUGCAAACACAAAUUAAGGAUUAGUUAGAGAAUACAAUGAAGAUAGAGUCUCAAUCAUAUUAAAUAUCAUAAAACCAUAAAGCAGAGAAAAUGAACCAUGGCCUAAAUGUUCCUAUUUUGGAGUAUAUGAUGGACAUGGUGGUUCAGCAUGUGCAGACUUUUUAAGAGAUAAUUUACAUUAAUUUGUAGUAAAGGAACCAGAAUUUCCAUGGAAUCCUAUUAAUGCUAUAACAAAAGGAUUUGAAGCAGCAGAAAAAUGUUUUUUAUAAAUUGCUUAAGAUUCAUUUAAUAAAGGCAUCCCAGAAAGAAGUGGAUCAUGUGCAAUUGUAGUACUAAUCAUUGGUGAUAAUUGUUAUGUAGCAAAUGUAGGAGAUAGUAGGGCAAUAUUGAGUUCAGAAAAUGGGAAAAAAGUUAUAGAUCUAUCAAAAGAUCAUAAACCAGAAUUAGAGAAAGAGAGAAUUAUAAAAGGAGGAGGUUAAGUAUAUCAAACUCAUGGUGUUAAUGGAGAAGGUUAACCAAUUUUAGGACCUAUUAGAGUCAAUCCAGGAAGAUUAUCAGUUUCAAGAACUUUUGGAGAUAUAGAAGCUAAAUUAGAGAAAUUUGGUGGGAAUCCAAAAAUUGUUAUAGCUGAACCAGAAAUUAAAUAAUUUAAGAUUAUUAAUGAACAUGAUUUUAUUGUUUUAGGAAGUAAUAAAUUUAUAAAAAUAUAAGGUGAUGGUAUAUUUGAUACAAUGAGUUCAAAAGAUGUAAUCAAUGGGAUUUGGAGGGAUGUUUAAUAUAAUCAAAAUAGUAAUGAUUUACAUAAUAUGAUGUCAAAUGCAGUAGAAUCAGUAAUAAAGGAAAGUCUAUUGCGUAAGACUACUGAUAAUGUUACAUUAUUAAUUAUCGCUUUUUCAAUCACUCCUUUAAGAGAGUAAGAAGUGAGAGUGAAGACAAUGUCAUAUAUUGAUAAAAUAGUUAAUUUUCCAUUAAGUAGUAACACAUCUAAUUUAAGAACUAGGUAUAGAUGUAUAUUUAUUUAUAUUAGAAAAUAUAAUGAUGAAAAUAAUCCAUUUUUUAUGAAUGCAUAAAAAUUGAAAUAGAAAUCAAAGUUAAUGCAAAUCAAUUUAGAAGAUAAUCUUCAUUAUCGUUUAAUUGGUUGA